Ruditapes philippinarum (Manila clam) is the source of this 2951-nucleotide messenger RNA. RefSeq names its product nuclear receptor coactivator 5-like. Lineage: Eukaryota; Metazoa; Mollusca; Bivalvia; Venerida; Veneridae. The record is from RefSeq and is a predicted model, not a curated record. Gene Ontology annotation, molecular function: RNA binding.
GUAAUUUUAUUGGACAAUAAGCAAACUAAUAAACCAAUGAAAAAUACCGUUUCACCUUCACAUCAAAUUGAGGCCGAAAACACAUUGUAAAAUUUUGGCAAAGUUUUUACUGAAAAAGAGUUGGGCACCAAUGGUUAGGACCAGGUCACGGAGUACAAGCAGAAGCCGGAGCCGUAGUCGCUCCCCACGUGAACGUAUAGAUAAAUUUGGAAGAGUCAUACCUCCUGGUAAAAAAAGAUCAAUGUCCAGGUCGCGGUCCCGUUCACGUGAUCGGUACCGGAGAAGAAGUAGGUCACCAGUUCGUCGUAGACAUUACAGGAGUCGGUCCCGAAGUAAAUCGAGAGAAUCUAGAAAUUCUAGAAGUGAGAGGCGGAGUAGUAGAUCUCCGUCGCGACACUUGAGGGAUGUUAGAAGUCGGACAAAUAUUGAAGAUCCGGCAUUUUUAAACGCUAGAAUUUUUAUUGGAAAGUUACCAUCGGACAAAUGUACAAAAGAAGAAUUAGAGUCACUUUUCGCACCAUAUGGUAAAAUUUUAGGUGUUUCAAUCCAUGACCGUGGUUUUGGUUUCGUGCAAUUUGAGAAUGAAGAGGAUGCCAGGAAGGCACAAGAGGCUGAGAAUGGAACAAAAUUUUUAGGACAAGUUCUUGACGUAAAAAUGGCAGCAGAAGGUAGACGUGCCGGAGGUCCACCGCGCCCACCAUUAGACAGAGGUGCAGGUCGGGGAGGACCAGGAUCCAGUAGAGAUUUUGAUAGGGAACCAGGCGGAUAUCCAGGCAGAGAUGGCCGUGGUCCUCCACCCCCAGGGGGUAGGGACAGAUCACCAGUUCGAGGGGACCCCUAUGAUGACAGAUUCAGAGACCCUUAUCCUAGGAGGGAACCCCCACCCAGGGACAGUGUUGAUAUGGCAGGGCCUGCUCCACCAAGGGAUGACCCAUACUAUGCUGACCCAUACAGACGACCACCCCCACUUGACGACCCCUACAGAGACCCUUACAGGGACGAUCCUUACAGACGUGACCCAUACAGACGAGAUCCCUAUGAUGAUCCAUACAGAGAUCCUUACUACAGAGACCCCUUUCUACCCCCACCACCACCGCCAAAAAAGUCCCUUCCGGCAGAUGUUCAGAUUAUUUGUAUGAAUAAGCAACUAGCACAAUAUGCCGAGUCUAUUGAGGCUAGGCUGCGACAACACGCCCUCAUCAUUGACAUCAUUGUCAUACCAGAGGAUCUGACGGUGCCAAAUAUGGUGGAGGAAGCUGCGAGGCAGAAGUUUUUAUUCGCCAUCAUAAUCAAUACCCAAAAUGAGACUCAUAAAUCUCUUACAUUGAACAUUCUUCAUGGUACUCCUCAAGAACACCGCAACAUGCCGCUGGAAGAUGCCAUGAAGCUAAUCGCUUCCAGUUUUGAGAAGUACAUCCAGACGCAGCGUGAGAAGGCAGCCGCGCCACCUGCGCUGCCGGGAGCAACUCCAGCACCAAGUGCUCCCCCGUUCCUACCAGCGUCAGCUGAUAUUGCGUACCUUUUAAAUUUACUGGCAGAUAAUCGCCAGCUUACAAUUGAAGAGUUAGGAAAAGUUAUCGACUAUCUAAAAGAACGUAGGGAAAAACUGAUGAUAAAUGAGGGUAUACGGCCACCAGCAGAGAGUGCUGGCCCACCAAGACCAGCUCCCACUGGGGUUCAAGCCCCAAGUGCCAGUGCAGGGGACAGUACCUCUGCCUUCCUACAGCAACAGCAACAAGAACUUCAAAACAAAAUUCUCAACAUACUAAAUGGAUCAGGAUCCUCGGUACCGAGUGCGAGCCAGUCAGCAGCCAUCCAAGCCCAGUCCGUAUAUGGUGGUUCGGGAGGUGGUACCCCAGCCAGACCUCAACAGAACCAGCAAGGAUCUAAUCCAUUGAUUAACUUUGAUAACCCAAAUGUUCAGAAGGCAUUAGAUAAUCUGAUUCAGAGUGGACCAAGUCUGUUGAAAAGUUUGCCAUCAACUGUGACCCAGUCAACAUCCCCUAGGUCAAGUUCCUAUCAACCAAAUAAUCAACAAGGUGCCCGCCAGCCAGGUGGUUAUCCAGGACAGCAGGGACAGCAAGGGAGCCAGGGUGCUCAGGCUGGUUACGGUGGAUCUCAGUAUGGUCAGUUUCAACAGCAAUCCCCAAUGCAAGGUCAGGCUGCACCUAGGGGACCCCAACAGGGAGGUUUUGGUGCACAGCAACAGAGGGGUCAGAUUGGAGGUGCAAGGACCCCACAACAGGCUUCUAGGCCAAGAUACUAAACAUCAGUCUCUAGCUUUCAUUAAUAAAUCAAACAAUUAUAUUGAUAAAAGUCAGUAUUUGUGCAGCAAUGUUGUUAUAGUUUUUGUUAGUGCUUUAAUAAAUGAAUACAGUAAUGAGUAUGCCAAUUAAUGAUAUUUUAAAUAUCCCUUUUACAAAACAAUGUAUUUUAAAGUUGUAUAUAUUUUUCAAGCAGACAGGCAUUUUGAGAGGUAGGUUAUAGGUUAGUGUUUUGUCACCUUAGGAAUUCAAACAUUUACUACUGUUUAAUUAAACAUCUUACAAGGUACAUGUAUUGUAUAAUGAAAUUUUCUGUUGUUCAGCCAAUAUUUCUCUUGCUGCAUGUUGAUGUUAAUUUAAAUGACAUAAGCAUACAAAAUGUACAGUGUUAAGUAAGGGCUGCUUAAAUUUCUUUUCUUUAAUAGAUGAAAUAAGUUAAUAAUAGAUGUUCAACAAGUAUUAAAGUGUUAUCCAGUCACCGGUAGUGGUGCAUACAGCAAGGCCAAACCUCCAGGACAGAGCCAGGCCAAACCCAUUGGAACAGUCUAUAGUUGUUUUCUUUGUUAAAUGUUGUACUUUUAUCACCAGUCAUUCAUUUUCAUAUUGACAUUUCAUGCCUAAUCAUGUGACAUCAGUUGUUGGUGUACUUUACCUUUGUAAAUUUAAUAAAAGAUUGACUAAAAGUAA